CGCCCCCUCCCUCCCGGAGCUCCGGCGCGCCUCCUUCCUCCCUUCCUUGCAACUUUCUGGCUUCUCUCUCGCCGGGACUUCCUCGCUGGGGCAGCCGUCCGGAGGGCAUGGGACGGCGGUGAGAGGACCAACCUCGGGGCGGGGGCCAUGAGCUCCGUCUGGAAGCGGCUGCAGCGCGUCGGCAAGCGGGCCGCCAAGUUCCGCUUCGUCGCCUGCUACCAGGAGCUGGUGGUGGAGUGCAGCAAGAAAUGGCAGCCGGACAAGCUCAUCGUGGUUUGGACACGGAGAAACCGACGGAUUUGCACCAAGGCUCACAGUUGGCAACCGGGCAUCAAGAAUCCUUACCGGGGCGAGGUGGUAUGGAUGGUGCCAGAAAACGUAGAUAUUAUGGUCACGCUUUACCGGGACCCACACGUGGAAGAAUACGAAGAUAAAGAUUGGACUUUUGUGGUAGAAAAUGAAUCAAAGGGGCAACAUAAAGUCCUCGCCUCGGUCGACGUGAACCUCAAGCGCUUCGCCAGCCAGACGCCCAACCAGGUGGACUUAAACCUGAAGCUGAAGCCUAAGUCGGUGAAAGUCGUGGCGGCGUCCCUCAAGCUCACUCUUUCGUGCGUCUUCUUGCAUGAGGGAAAAGCCACGGACGAUGACAUGCAAAGUUUGGCCAGUUUGAUGAGCUUCAAGCCCUCCGACAUCGGCAAUUUGGAGGAUUUUGCUGAAAGCGACGAGGAGAUGGAAGAGACCUCGAAACACGGCCGGGCGGAGGAUGCAGUGGGCCACACAGUGUCCCCUCAAGACACAUCACGGGAUCUGAACCCCUUGGCUGAGGAGGAGGAGGACCCCUCUGGCCGUUCUCCGUCACCUUCCAAGGCAGGUCGCAAGGAAGCCGUAGCCGCGGUCUCGGAGCCAGCCACGGAGAGCCACGGAAACAUCUCCGGAGGUUCCCUGCAUCCCGAGCCAAAGGCUGCUUCUGUUGCUCCCAACACGCUUGUGUUUGACGUAAGUGGUGAGGAGUGUAAAAUCGGGAGUGCGGGGCUCAGCGGGGCAAGCAGUUCCCGCACAGCGCCAAAUGGCAUCCCAGGAGGGACAGGGACCAGGAACGGCAUGCCGGACACUUCCCGAGCGUCAUCGGUGCAGGCGGGGGCCGAAGAGGAGCACGAAAACACGGGGCCAGCAUCACCUAGUGCCCUCGACACAAGGCCAACUGAUAUCUGGAAACCCAGAGAGGACCGCGCAGUUUCUCCACCCCCCAGGAGAAAAAGUACGCCGAAGGAAUCUGUGAAAAGACUCCUUUCACCGCCGUUUACACCCAAGGAUGCGCCCGUGCGGAAACGCAAACUGGGGAAGGCGACGGGGUCCUCGGACCCCACAAUGCCUGCCGUGGAGACCCCCACAAUUUUGGAAGAUAACCUAGUUCCUCCUCUUCCCGCGCCUGUUAUCCUGGAUAACCCACCCUUGGAAAAACCAGGAUACGAGAGUCUCAGCGCAGUGGCUCCCUUUCCGCCAUCGUCCGGACAACCCGUGGUGAUGUAUUUUAUGGAGGACGCGGCCCUCGCCCAACCCGAUCCGGUCGUUCUCCACAGCGGGCCGGAUUCCCAAGGAUUGUCUUCAGAUGCCGCGUACCUGGCGCUUUCUCCUUCUCUUGGGGGCCCGUCGACGGCAGCGUGGGAUUUUCGGCAAGGGACAACUGGCGAAAUCCAGGAUGGGGCGGAAGAAGUGUUGACCGCUGUUCUGAAAGCCUCGAGCGAUGGCGUUCCCUCAGAACCGGUGGAAGACACAGAGAUGGUCACGGAGAAAGAAGAACUGGCCAAAGACAGGUUGGGGGGCACUGAGGCAGGGGCUUUGGAGUUUCCAGCUGAGAAGGAAGAGGAGGAGGAGGAGGGUGAGGUGGAAAGGCAGGAAAUCUGGAGAGGAGACGAGCCCUUCGCACCUCCCACACAAACCCUUCUUGAAGAAGAGGUGCUCCGGAUCGUGGAUGAGGCAGACGGCAGCUCCUCGCAAGUUGACGUUCCUCAGGGCAAAAUUUCUCCUGCGUCCUCCUCACUGGUGAUGGAGGACGAGGAAAGCAGGCGGGUUCUCUCUUCGCCGUCGAAGAUGGGUAGUGAAGACAUGGCCGGGGAGUCCCUGAGGAACACGCCCCGUUGCCCUCCCGCUGUUGUGCCUGACCUGGAAGAAGUUAGGAAAACUGAGAGGGACGUGGCACCCCAAAGCCCUCUAGAAGAGCCAACGCUCCAGAUGGAAAGAGAGGACGAGGGAGCCAAGGACAAGAGGAACGCAGAAGGAAGUGGAGUCUCCGAGCGGGAUGUGGAGCAGACGCCUGAAAUGGAGCAUUCUGUGAUCGAGGAUGGAGGCCAAGAUGACGGUUGGAAGAAAUGUUCAGAAGAAGUCCUAGAAGGUCCCAUGCUGGAGGACCCCAACGUCCUUCUGAAUGGGAGCCCGGAGGCUUUGAGCCAAACACGGCCGGACAGUCCAGAGGCUGGGGGCUUAGGGUCACCUUGGGCUGGCAAUCCCCUACAGUCUUCCCGGAACCUCCCCCCCAGCCAAAGUCUGCCAGACCACAGAGAAGGAAGCCUAGAGAGUCCUUCCGAAGGGGAUGGUUUGACCCAGCGACCCACGGAGACAGAAGCGGUCACGCCCCACGCCUCCAGCCCGCCUGCAUGUCAGGAUACUGCCCUGCCUGCCCCAGGUCCCUGUGGGAGUGCUGGGCCCUGCCAGGAAGCCCCGGUGCUGAGCCCCGUGUCCUGUGGCACAGCCCCCCCUUUGGGACCCGAAGGGAAAGACCAGGCAGAGUCCCUCAGCAGCCCCACUCUGGUAAACUCCAGCCAUUGCUUGCUACAGUGGUGCCAGGAAGUGACGGCCGGCCACCGGGGAGUCCGUGUGACCAACUUCACCACGUCCUGGCGCAAUGGUCUGGCGUUCUGUGCCAUUCUGCACCACUUCCAUCCCGAGAAGAUCAACUACGAAGCUCUGGAUCCCCUCGACAUCAAAGAGAACAAUAAAUUGGCCUUUGACGGCUUUGCCACCCUGGGCAUCUCGCGGCUGAUGGACCCGGCAGAUAUGGUCUUCUUGACGGUGCCGGAUCGGUUGAUUGUCAUGACGUACCUUUGCCAGAUACGGGCCUUUUUCACUGGACAGGAACUCAAAGUGGUACAGUUUGCCAGCCACAGUAGCGAGACCACUUACAAAGUGGGCAAAUUUGACACAGAUCCCUCGGGAUCCGUCGACCCUGCUGUGUUUUACUCCCAACAUCUGCAAAAAAACGCGGAGAAGGCUGGGAAAAUAGAUGCCAAGGGGGAUUCUGGGGAAACAGCAAGAUUGGAGGAGAGGCAGAAAGCAGAAGGGGACUCUGAUCUCCUGGAGGAUUCUGGGAAGCCUGAAGAGGCAAACGAGGCAAAGGAUUCUGGGAAUGAAGCCGUCGCAGAGACUGUCCCCCACAAGGAGAGUGAGGCGCAGCCGGGCGCGGAGCUGAAUGGCUCGGGAGCGACCAGCAGUGUCAUCUCCGUAGGGCCAGAAGUCAAAAAUGGAGUUGCCCCCGAAGAAAAGAAAACAGUAUUUCUUGAUCCGGUGGAUUAUAAACCCCGCAAGAACGUGGCCGACGAGAUCAGCCCAAAUUCGCCGCGUCUUCUAGCGGACAUCUCCAAACCCGACAGGUUGAUCAACGGGGCCCCUCCAGCUUUGGAACGGGAGGAUUCUGGGGGUGAAACCCCAAGGCAUGAUGGGAAUGGACUGGCUAAUGGCUCCUCAGGUGUCCCCAGCCAGGACCAGCCAGGGGAUUCUGGGAAAUGCGAGGCAGACAUAGAGAAGAUCGAUAAGGAGGAGAAGGUGGUUGCACCUCCCCGGCUCAAACGGCUCGCCUCCCGGGGCAGCGUGGAGCGUCCCCUUCAGCGCGCCCCCUCGGCGGGCAACACAGGUCCCGUACCGCCACCCCGGGCCCACUCCAUCAAGUCCGCCUUUACUCACAUGCGCGACGCAGACCUGGUGAAGAAGCGACGGUCACGAAUGAAGAGCGGGUCCUUCUCGGGGGAGGAGGCAGAAGGAGGCGGGCCGACGGAGGAAUCUAGCCCGCGACGGAUGGCGGAUGAUGUUUGCAACGAGAUGACAAAAUCCCGGCAAACGAAACAACAAGCCUCUCCCGUCAUUCCUUACCGGGAGCAAACUCUCGACUCUGAAAUGAAAAACAGCCACCACGAAGAAGAAAUUCCAAAAUUUCAAGACACCAGCCAGUACGUGGUCGCCGAACUGCGGGCGUUGGAGAACGAACAGAAGCAGAUCGACGGGCGGGCAGCGGUGGUGGAGAAGGAGUUGCGGGCUCUAAUGCAAACAGGUGCAGAUAAAUUGAAGGAGGAAGAACUGAUCCAGGAAUGGUUCACCCUGGUCAAUAAGAAGAACGCCCUGAUCCGACGACAGGACCAGCUACAGCUGUUGAUUGAAGAGCAAGACUUGGAAAGAAGGUUUGAACUCCUGAGCCGUGAACUUCGCACCAUAAUGGCGAUGGAAGACUCGCUCAAAACAGAAGCCCAGCGGCAACAGGAGAAACUCCUCCUGGCAGAACUGGUCUCACUGGUGAAUCAGCGUGAUGAAUUAGUCAGAGAUCUGGAUAUCAAAGAGCGUAUAGCUUUGGAAGAAGACGCCCGACUGGAGCGAGGCUUAAAGCAGAGGCGCGACAAGAUGAGUCGGCGGGAAAAAUGCCGCGUCAGCUGAGCUCCCGCGACACCCCUGCAGUGUGGGGAGGGGAAAGCCCCACAGUUUCCUGGACCGCCAAUGAUCUUCUGCCUUCCGACACUGCUCCGGCUUGCUGCUCUCUGUUCGUGCCCAAGAGAAAGGCUCCGUGGAUUUCCCCCCACUUUUUUUUUGGGGGGGGGGAGGAGAAUAAAUUGAGAUGCACUUAAGAUUUUAAGUGGGAAUCUCAAUUCUGGGGGGGGGGGACCCAAACUUUCGCUAGGAGAUUUUUCUCUCGGUCUGGGGGGAAAAAGAUUUGCAACAAUCUGUAUUUAGAAAUUAUUUAUUGGGUUGUGUGUGAGCUCCUGCGUGCAUGCCAGGCGGUUCUGAGUUCGAAAUCGGAUCCUUCCUCCCGUUUUGAUGAUCAAGCUUUUUGCCCGAAGCAGCAUUUUACUUUUGGAAUGUUUCCUUGUUUUUUGUUUUUUAAAUCAAAACGAUCCACGCUGGAUGGUACCAAAGCCACCGAGUGCCUUGAAUGCUCCUAGUGCCAAUCGGGGUGACGGGCAAAGCUUAAUGCCCACCUCUUCCUAAAAGUUGGGCUCUUGAGUAUUUGCACUAAAUUUGUACUGGACUGCAGAAUAAAUGUUUUGAAAAUACGAA
Molecule: messenger RNA, 5316 nt
Organism: Thamnophis elegans (Western terrestrial garter snake)
Lineage: Eukaryota; Metazoa; Chordata; Lepidosauria; Squamata; Natricidae
Gene: EHBP1L1
Product: EH domain binding protein 1 like 1
Exons: 19
Coding region: 148-4698 (1516 amino acids)
Molecular function (GO): protein binding
Source: RefSeq, a predicted model, not a curated record